Messenger RNA from Cyclopterus lumpus (lumpfish), 2293 nucleotides. RefSeq names its product sirtuin 2 (silent mating type information regulation 2, homolog) 2 (S. cerevisiae) (gene sirt2). The record is from RefSeq and is a predicted model, not a curated record. NCBI's taxonomy places the organism in Eukaryota, Metazoa, Chordata, Actinopteri, Perciformes, Cyclopteridae. The transcript is spliced from 16 exons. Bases 141 to 1304 code for a protein of 387 amino acids. Gene Ontology annotation, molecular function: histone deacetylase activity, NAD-dependent; NAD+ binding.
ACAACAAGGAGGUCCAGCCGAGUGCUCGCUGUAGUAGAUAGCUAGCUCGCUACCCGGUCGUAACUUCGCGUGAGAUUUUGGGAUUUAAACACAAUUGUCAUCCGCACCCUCGUGGUUGAAGUGUCUCAGUAGACUUAUAGAUGUCUGAUGCACCGGAACUUCCUAAAGAAGAAGAAGAAGAAAGGGAGGAGGAGUUAACGCCUGAGCCAGAGGAUCAAUCCGACGACAGCAGCGGGGAAGAGGCUGCAGGCAACACGGAGAUGGACUUCCUGCGUAACCUCUUCUCCAGCACCCUCGGUCUCGGCUCCGCAGACAAAGUUCUGGACGAGCUGACCCUGGACGGAGUGGCGCAAUACAUAAAGAGUGGCAAAUGUAAAAACAUUCUCUGCAUGGUCGGAGCAGGAAUAUCCACAUCGGCUGGAAUCCCUGAUUUCCGCUCACCGGAAACUGGCCUGUACGCAAAUAUGCAAAAAUAUAACCUGCCUUACCCAGAGGCCAUCUUCCAGAUAGAUUACUUUAAGAAACAUCCAGAGCCUUUCUUUGCCUUGGCCAAGGAGCUUUACCCAGGACAGUUUAAGCCGACUAUCUGUCACUACUUCAUGAAGCUGCUGAAGGACAAGGGGCACCUGAGACGCUGCUACACACAGAACAUCGACACCCUGGAGCGAGUGGCCGGGCUCGAGGGAGACGAUCUGAUUGAAGCUCAUGGGACGUUCUUCACGUCCCACUGCGUGAGCUUCUGUUGCCGCCAGGAGUACAACCUGGACUGGAUGAGAGAUAAAAUCUUCUCCGAAGACAUUCCUCGAUGUGACAAGUGCAGCAGUUUGGUGAAGCCAGAUAUCGUCUUCUUCGGAGAGAGUCUGCCCGUCCGGUUCUUCACUUCAAUGAAGAUGGACUUUCCUCGCUGUGAUCUCCUCAUCAUCAUGGGGACGUCGCUGCAGGUCCAACCGUUUGCAGGUCUCGUCGGCAGGGUUUCAAAAGGUUGCCCCCGUCUGCUCAUUAACAUGGAGAAGGCAGGGCAGGCCGAUCCUUUGUUUGGGCUGCUGGGUUUCGGAGGCGGCAUGGACUUUGACUCCGAGAAGGCGUACAGAGAUGUAGCUCACAUCAGCACGUGUGACGACGGCUGUCUGGCCCUCGCCGAGCUGUUGGGAUGGAAGGUGGAGCUGGAGGAGCUGGUGAAGCAGGAGCAUGCGAGGAUCGACGGCCAGGAGAAGGAGAAGGAGAAGGUCGGCGAGAGCAAAGGAGCUGCAGCCGAGGUGAGCGCUGCUGCACCGGUGGCACCAGAGCCCAAGAAGGAAGAGUGACUUAUUCAAAAGCUCCCUGGAGGAGGAGGAGGAGGAGGAGGAGGAGGAGGAGGAGGAGGAGGAGGAGGAGGAGGAGGAGGAGGACGAGGAGGACGAGGACAACAGGGUUUCUUGUUUGGAAGUGAAGCUUCGGCGGGGGUGUCACACUCUCAUUUUCCACAGGCGGACAUUUAAUUCUUCUUAACAUUCUCACUGUUGUCUUUACGCCUCUUGUUUGUAUCAGUAUUUUUCUUUUUCUUUAAUCUUUUGUUGCACUAGCUAUUUCUUUCUGCUGCUGCAGGUGACUCUAUGUACGGGCAGAUGUUUACAGCGAUAGAGGGCGUUGAUGUAAACAGAUCUCAGUGUGAAAGUUGAUUUUAAUAUGUUCUAUAUCCAGCUGUGAGAUCAUGACUUACUGUAUCAGAGCCUCUUCGCUUCUGUUGAGUCGUGUGGUUUCUGUUCGAGCCCCCCAGAAAAGAUAACCAGGCUAUUGUGUAUUUUUUACACAAUAGCCCCCCCCCAAGCUGAAAUCUGCUGGCCUGAUUGGUCCUCCUUGAAGUCAUCAAACGUAUGACAGAAUGAACUUAAGACUUUUAAAAACCUUUUAAAUGAAGUGUUUUUUCAUGUUUAACCACCUCCUUCCCGUUUAAAAUAGAUUUCUAUCAAUUCUGCUAACGCGAUGUUUAUGAUGCAAGUUGUAUCGUCUUCAUCUUCACGGAGCAACAGAUAUAUCUUUUGUCGUUGAUUCUGCUUUUUUUUUUACAUCGUCGGGGAGACUGUGAGUGCUGCAGGAACACGAGAAGGCUAAAAAAAAAAAGACAAGAAUUGCUGAAAUAAAGUGUAAUUAUGUAGUUUCAUAGGAAUCUAUUUGGGUUUAUCUGAAAGAAAGGAGGGGGGGGGGGGGGAAAAAGCAUGAAUUGUUGCAUAAUAAAAUAAAUAAAAAAUACAUUACCAUCUGUACACUGUAAUGAAAACCAAUACGAACAUCUUGCAAUAAAUAUGAACUUUGU